ACCUACACAGUUAGCAGCAGCUUAGUACUUGCAGUGAGUGCUAGCAGCACUGUAUACUGCUUGAGAAGAGAAGGCUUGUUCUUUUUGGUUUCUUCAGUGAAGGGAUUUGGUGCAGAGGCGUGAAACUGUGUCGAAAACAAAGCUAUUUCACAUCUACAAGUUUAAGAUUCUCUAGGACAAUGAUGUCUGUGUCCGGGAGGAAGGAGUUUGACAUGAAACAGAUUCUGAGGCUGAGAUGGAAAUGGUUUAGCCACCCCUCGCAGAGCUCUUCUGGAAGCAGUGGCUGUCUCCAGCAGGAGGGAUUUGAGCACCGUGGUCUGGGUCAGAGCAGAUUGAAAAGCCACUCUAGGGACAGAAGUGGACUCAGGAAAAACAGCAGCCCUGUAAACAGUUUACUGGCACCUGUGCCAGCUCCAAUUUACAACAGACCUGACAGUCAGCCAUGGUAUCAGCAGAAUACAGUGCCACGCACACCAGAGGAUGAAGGACUCGCUAAAAUUUCUGACCAAGAGGAUACAGUUAAAGAAGAAAAAGAGAACAAAGGAGCAGUGGAAUCAGGCAGUGUUGAUCUUGCAGAAGAGCCUAUAGAGAGGUUGUCAUUGAACAGCUGCUCUCCUAAUAGGAUGAGUUCCGGUAGUUCGGAUGAGUUCUUCCAGUCAAUGAAUCAUGCAGAGCAGACAUUUCGGAAAAUGGAGAACUACCUCCAACACAAGCAACUGUGUGAUGUUCUUCUGAUUGCGGGGGAUCACAAGAUUCCUGCACAUCGGCUUGUUCUUAGUGCUGUUUCAGACUACUUUGCUGCCAUGUUUACAAAUGAUGUUCGUGAGGCCAAGCAAGAAGAAAUUAAAAUGGAGGGUGUUGAUCCUGAUGCACUGAAAGCACUUGUUCAUUAUGCUUACACAGGUCUCUUGGAGCUGAAAGAGGAAACUAUAGAAAGUCUGUUGGCUGCAGCAUGUCUAUUGCAGCUCUCUCAAGUGGUGGAUGUAUGCUGCAACUUCCUCAUGAAACAGCUCCAUCCAUCAAAUUGUUUGGGAAUAAGAUCCUUUGCUGAUGCUCAAGGCUGCAUGAAUCUGCUAAAAGUGGCUCACAGCUAUACCACGGAACAUUUCAUGGAAGUGAUUAAGAACCAAGAGUUUCUUCUGCUCCCUGCCAGCGAGAUUGAGAAGCUCCUUGCUAGUGAUGACAUUAAUGUUCCUGAUGAGGAGACCAUAUUUCAAGCUUUGAUGAUGUGGGUAAAACAUGAUUUACAGAAGAGACAACAGGAUCUUGCAAUGCUCCUGUCUUACAUCAGACUGCCUUUGCUGUCUCCACAGUUUUUGGCUGACUUGGAAAACAAUCCAAUGUUUGCUGAUGACCUGGACUGUCAAAAACUACUUAUGGAAGCUAUGAGGUAUCAUUUGUUGCCAGAGAGACGACCCAUGAUGCAAAGUCCCAGAACGAAACCCCGAAAGUCUACAGUUGGAGCACUUUACGCUGUAGGAGGAAUGGACACCACCAAGGGGGCUACAACAGUAGAAAGAUAUGAUCUCAGGACGAACAAUUGGAUGCAAGUCGGCACAAUGAAUGGAAGACGGCUACAGUUUGGCGUGGCAGUGAUUGAUAGCAAGCUGUAUGUGGUCGGUGGGAGAGAUGGAUUAAAGACAUCCAACACUGUAGAAUGCUACAAUCCAACAGCCAAGGUCUGGUCCAUUAUGCCACCAAUGUCUACACACAGGCAUGGCCUAGGAGUAGCUGUACUUGAAGGCCCAAUGUAUGCAGUUGGUGGACAUGAUGGUUGGAGCUACCUUAACACAGUAGAAAGGUGGGACCCACAAGCUCGUCAGUGGAACUACGUUGCGAGCAUGUCAACUCCAAGAAGCACGGUAGGAGUUGCAGCAUUAAAUGGCAAGCUGUAUGCUGUGGGUGGGCGAGAUGGCAGCUCCUGCCUACGAUCAAUGGAGUGUUUUGAUCCUCACACCAAUAAAUGGAGCAUGUGUGCACCAAUGUCCAAGAGAAGGGGUGGUGUGGGAGUUGCCACAUGCAACGGCUUUCUUUAUGCAGUGGGAGGACACGACGCCCCUGCCUCAAAUCACUGCUCCAGGCUGUCAGACUGUGUGGAACGGUACGACCCAAAAACAGACACCUGGACAACCGUGGCACCUUUAAGUGUUCCAAGAGAUGCUGUAGGAGUGUGCCUUCUUGGUGACAAGUUGUAUGCUGUAGGAGGAUAUGAUGGACAGACUUACUUAAAUACAGUAGAAUCUUAUGAUGCACAAAAUAACGAAUGGACAGAGGAGGUGCCUCUGAAGAUUGGAAGAGCUGGUGCUUGCGUUGUUGUGGUCAAAUUGCCAUGAAGCACCAUAAAGAAUGUCUUUUUUUAAAAAAAAACUGAAGACACAGAGAGUCAAAAAAAUGUUGUAUAUAAAGGAUUAAACAUUCCAAAAACAGCAUCAGCCUCACCACAGACUGGGGUGUGCACUAGGAAGAACCAGCACACAAUGAACUGUACUCUGCUGGAGCUGCAAGACCAACUCCUGAAUUAAACAAAGAUUGCCACAGCCUCAUCAUAGAAAGCAUUGAAUGUUGUUGGAAGUUCAUCUCACAAUUAAAUGGCUCUUAUCAGAGUUACGUCAGGGGAUGAAAUAGUCAUCACUGGAGCCUCAUUGUAGAAUGAGAUGUACACUGAUAGAGCCUAACCAUGGCAUGAGGCAAAUACUACUUUAGAAACUCAGUCUCUUGUAACACUUUAUUACUGAAACCUUUUUCUACAACUGAUUCUUCUUGAGUUGGUUUACUAGUAUUGUACUUGAAAGAAUUUUAAUAGUUUCAUGUAUGCCAAUGUUAAUGUGUAAAAACAUUGUACAUGAAACAUGAUUUCAGUCUUAAGUUUUAUCAACAUUCCUUCAAAAGUGAAAUGCGAACAUUUAAAAUACAAUACAAUUUUAAAAAAUCACUUUAAACUGGAUAAUAAAUAAAGAAAAUGCUAUUCCAAAUUAUAAAUUAGAAACUAACACUCAACAAUUAGAGUUUUUUUAAAAAUUAACUUUUCCGUGAAACCAGAAAAAGAAAUCAAACCAGUUACAAAAACUUAUAUUAAUACACCAUCAAAAGUGGGGCUUUAUAAGCAUCACUCUAAGACGUUAAUGUCACCCUUUCACAGGCCUACCUUUUGGUAAUGGAGAGGUACUUGUAAAUAAUCCAUGAUACUGUGUGAAGAGAAACAGGUCUGUGUACCUUUCCUCAACCAUUUGGUUAUUUUUUUCCUGAUUGUCCUAAGCCAUGUCAACACAAUGGUCAUCAGCAACUUCACAGAUGGCAGAACAUUCCAUAUAUACUGCAAAGACCAUCCUUCAUAAACAUUAUAAUACAUGCAUAGAGCACCAUAAAUAAUAGAGUAACUUGUGUUAAUCCUAAUUUUAAGUCUACUUUAUUUCAGAAAUAUUCACCCGAUAAGGAUCUUUUAAAAUGUUCAGAAAAUACAUUAUUUAGCCUUUUUUUAUUGUCCCAGUGCAAAAAGAAAAGCAGCCUCAAACUUAGAAAAAUAUGACUGUAGUAAAAUGGCAGGGAGUUAAUAUUGCAGACUCAUUUUUGCAGCAGUGUACAUCUAUGAUAUCUGCAUUGACAAUGAACUUCAAAUAAUUUACAUUUGUAAGCAUUUUAAAAAUAACUGAGGUUUAAGAUGUUUUCUGUUAAGCAAUCUGGGGUGCAACGCCAAAAUGUGGGAUUGUAAAGAUUGUUUCUAAUCAUUUUGAAACUUUUUUUAAUCCACAUCAGUGUAAUUGCAAAGAUCUGAUAUAAUUAGGAAAUAAACUUUGAGGAUGAAAACCCAGCCACAUAAGCAUUUUCCAAGUAACAUAGGACUGUCAUUCAAAUAGAUGUGUUAUAUCCACACCUCAAAUCAACUUUCAGGUCAUCAAUCAAUUAUUCCCUGAAUAAAACUUUAAGUUAUCAAAUAAACUUAAAAGAAAUCACAGGAUGAGUAGAGCAUCAGUUUAAACAUUCAUAAAACGUGGCUAUAAUUCUGAACAGCUGCCCAUAUUUUUCUCAUACAGAGAUCCUAAAAAAGUCUCUUUAAGUCAGUUUAAAAGAAUUUAAUAUUCCCAUUUGUGAUCUAAAAUAUAUUUAUACAACAUAAAAUGAUCAAAUGGGCUAAGAAUCAUUUUUAAAUUAUGACAUUAAAUAGUCUUUGAAGUUCACACAUUAGUCUAGCUACUACAAACAAAUUACACCAAAGUUAGUCAUAGGCUAUUUAUGUAGUGCCAGCAAUGCAGAGUUAUAUUUAUGGAUAUAUAUAAGUAUACUGUUUAUCCAAAUGUCUAUGUACAUAUCAUAUUGAUAUUGGCAAAUGUGUUAUUGGUGAAUCCAAUUUACUGAGCCUUUGAAUGUGCCAACAGAAAUAUGGCAGGUGUGUAUAAAAUUGCUGAAUGGACAAACCGAUAAAGAGAUAACUAUAUUGUGUAAUAUUACAAAAAUACAUUCAGAGCAGGAAGAGCAUUUUCCACCCUAAUGAGCCAUGAUCAACACAAGACAAAGUUCUAGUAUGGGGAACUACAUUUCUUACCACUGACAGGGGAAAGUUAAAAUAAUUCAGCUGUUGGGCAGGUGGAGGGAAUAACAUUCAAACAAAUUUUUAAGAUCAGAAACUGGUAAUAGAAAAUCUGGGCUUUGAAUCACAACUUUCACCUCCAAUUCUUGCUGAUUUAAUGAAUAUAGAAUUAACAAUCGAGGAUUAUGAACUGAAGUCACAGCAGACCUGUGCAAUGUUUCUAUUUCUGUCUUGAUUAUUUGUCUCAAUUAUUAAAGAAUAAAUUUCUUGCUUUAAUACUGGAAAAAUGUAAACUCUUCACCCCGAAGUUUUCUAUAGAUUAAAAUUCAUGUUGGUCAGUCAAGAUAUGUUGAGUUGUCCCUGUAGUGGACUGCAGUAUAUUUUGACUAUCCUGCACUGUUUAGUAGUUAGCAAGAUCACCUCCAAGCGUCACUUGGGUCAACUUUCAAAGCAGACAAUACAAACAUGAUAGUUCUUCACGCAGCAAGCUCUGGUCUACUGCACUAAAACUGAAAUAACAUGGGUAGUACUAUUUUAAUGACAGAAAUGCACCAAACUUGCAAUCAAUCCCAUUUGAUUACAAUAUCAUUUUUAGAAGUUUGUACAUGCUAAAAUAGUAGGACAAUGUCUCAACGUACCUGAUAGUGUUAGCACUUGUCAGUCAACCACAUUUAUCUAGAAGGUGCUGAAGUGGUGCUCCAUCCAUCUGCCAAAUCUAACUUGCAGAGGUACUUAAAUGGUUUUGGGAAGUGCUGAAUUCGGGAGCUUUGAAUUCUUCCAGCCGUGACAUUUUAGUAAUGUUUACAGUUCAGCUGCUGAUCUUAACUCUUGUGCUGCAUCUGAAAGAAACCACUUUCAGUUUUAGAGUUAAGACAGCUGACAAAAUGAGUUGUGAAGGAUCCAUAAUUUUGUAAAAAGAAGCAUUUACAGUCUAGCACAUUAGUUUCUACGUAACUUUUAUGCCAAAUUCAUGCAAACAAGACUUUGCAAUUCAUUUGGUUUCAAAAACUUCCAUGAGCCAUCUUUGACAUAACUGUAAUUUUUAAACAAAUAGCAAACUUUUGGAAAGUUAUGUAGGAUGAGAAAACUCCUAUUUUUACAGACUAAUUUUGCAACAUGGGAGGCCAAAACUUGUAAUUAGAUCAGCUACUUACACUGCCUUUCAGUAUCAUCGCGACUCUGUAAAGAUGAGGGAGUAUAUAUUUAUGUAAAACUGCAUCUUUUCAGUACUGUAAUUUAUACCAAACAUUUGGUCACUAAGGUGUUUUUUUUUGUGUAGCAUGCAAAGAAUCAUUUCUUUCUUACUGCACUCUUGGUGCAUUUAUCCUUAAGUCUUCUGUGUAUUCUGAAGUUGUCAGUUUUCAAAUAAACAAAUUCAUUAAAAUUUA
Messenger RNA from Chiloscyllium plagiosum (whitespotted bambooshark), 5913 nucleotides. RefSeq names its product kelch-like family member 4 (gene klhl4). The record is from RefSeq and is a predicted model, not a curated record. Lineage: Eukaryota; Metazoa; Chordata; Chondrichthyes; Orectolobiformes; Hemiscylliidae. Gene Ontology annotation, molecular function: protein binding.